Molecule: messenger RNA, 893 nt
Organism: Coccidioides immitis RS
Lineage: Eukaryota; Fungi; Ascomycota; Eurotiomycetes; Onygenales; Onygenaceae
Product: inosine triphosphate pyrophosphatase
Exons: 6
Coding region: 41-604 (187 amino acids)
Biological process (GO): nucleoside triphosphate catabolic process
Cellular component (GO): cytoplasm
Molecular function (GO): nucleoside triphosphate diphosphatase activity
Source: RefSeq, a predicted model, not a curated record
CACAAACGACCGUGUCUCCGUCCCCACUGUCGCCGAUAUCAUGAAGUCUAUAAAUUUCAUUACUGGCAACAAGAACAAACUUACGGAGGUCCAGGCGAUACUAGGAGAUGCCAUAGAAGUGCAGAAUAAGCCUGUCGACCUACCCGAGCUACAGGGCACCAUAGAAGAUAUUGCCCGCGAAAAGUGUAAAAAUGCGGCCAAUGCGGUUAACGGGCCUGUAUUAACGGAAGACACAGCAUUGGAAUUUAAUGCGCUGGGCGGUCUGCCAGGGCCAUAUAUCAAAUGGUUCCUUGAAAAGCUAGGUCACGAGGGAUUGAACAAGCUUCUAUAUGCCUUUGAGGAUAAAACUUCAGUCGCCGUUUGCACUUUUGCAUUUGCCGCCGGCCCUGGAGAAGAGCCAAUUUUGUUCCAAGGACGCACUGACGGGAAGAUUGUCCCAGCUCGUGGCCCAGCGAAAUUCGGGUGGGAUCCUAUUUUCGAGUACCAGGGAACAACUUAUGCUGAAAUGGAUCCGAAGGAGAAGAAUAUGAUUUCCCAUCGAUAUAAGGCGCUUCAAAAAUUAAGACAGUGGAUCAUAGAGCAGCGACAGAAGCAGCAGCUUUGAGACGAGUCCGAACACGCAUAUGGUGGAGAUUUCCUCCCCCGCAGCUCGAGGUUCCUUCAUCCAUCUGUGGUUGCAUGAUCUCGUUUCCACGCGUCUAACCAACUGACGAUUCUAGAACAAUUGCUUUCGAUCUCGUCAUCGGUUUCACUUGUCAACUCGACAACGAUUUCCUCGUCGUAAGACUGUCGCGCUUCGUCAAGCAGGACUUCAAAAAUUUCGGCAUCAAGGUUUUCUUGUAGUUUAUCUUCUCCAUAGCCUCUAUAAACAAAAAGCAAAACGUUAGCCACCA